AUGUCUUUGAACGGGCUCGAUAGUGCACCCGUCCUUGAAGCCUAUCAAAGUGCCUUGGCCGACGCGGGCGGGUGGUUCCUACUGCACUAUGUUGCAAGAGAUGAAGUUGCCCUUCAUGAACGAGGCACUGGCGGGGUGCCCGAGAUCCGAAAUGUCAUCGACAGCUACGAGGAAUGCUCGCCGCUGUAUGGUUUCCUCCAAUACCGACGCAGAAAAGUGAUCAUCCGGUAUAUGCCCGAGGGUUUAUCUCGACUGGUGAUAGCUCGAAGUAACGUCCAAUUCCACUCCGUCACCGAGAAGUUCACUCCAAACGACACUGUACUCGCUUUAUCCAAAGCCUCCGACCUCACCGAAAGCGCCUUGUCCUCGGCAUGCCUCCUUCAUACCGCUUCGACCUCAAUCACCUCAUCUUCGAGCUCCCUCCGUCGCCGACGACUGAUGGAAAUCACGGAGGAUGCGGAGGAAAAUGGCACGAAGGAUGAGGCUGCGAAGCCGAUCCCGCCUCCUCGGUCAGAGGCCAGACCAAGUUCAAGGAGCAGCAAUUCCGAAGCUACUGUAGUGCCGCCUAUUGAGAUCCCCGUCGACCUACCUCCGACAUCGCCAGGAAGUAUCACAGCGUCAGUCGAUAUAAGGCCUCCCCCGUCACGAGCGAGCUCCAGAGCCACAACAACUCGCGAAAGUCCCAUCGAACCACAAUCGGCAACAAUGUCGCCCAAAUCCAUGGACUCAGAUCGCCCCAGCAGCAAAUACCGAAACAUCUUGGAUGAAUUCCCUCGUCCCUCGGACGAGGCUCGGAUGUCUACCCAGUCCGCUCGUCCCUCACUCCGGGAACUGGAACGGGCCGCGGGAAUUACGCCUAAGGUCAAGCUGGGGCCCCGACCAUCAGUGGAUAGCAGUGGAAGGCCCCGUACAGCAGGCAGUUCACGAAUUACUGAGCAGCGACCCGUUGCGACCCUGCCUACGAAUAUGCGCUCUUCCUCCCUACGAAGGUCCACCGCCGACGUGCCCCGCCCUCGAUCUCAAGGGAGCACUUUCGCAGCUAAGCCCACUAGUCGUGUCCCACCAGUUCCACCUUUGCUCGUCCCGCCCCCGUCCAUUCCUAUUUCGAGGCCUCAACUUUCCCCUGGCGCCAAAUCCCUUGGUGCGCUGUCAACCUCGUCGGGAUUAACCCCGGAGAAAGAACGUUUGAUGAAAGCUCUGCAACAGAGAAAAAAGAACAUGGCCAAGCGUGCUGAGGAAACGAAAAAGAAGCAGCUCUCCGACGAGGAGGAGAUCAGGACGCAGGAACAGAUUGCCAGGCACCAGGAUGAGAAUAAGGAGAAUCUUAUCCAAAUUCACUAUCCGGAGCCUGAAGAGCCACCGUUCAAGCCUGUGGUAAUUCAACAGGACAAACGUGAAGUCCCUUCGGAGAUUUUACCCGUUCUUCCCGAGCCUGCCCCUGAGUCUGUUCUAGAACCCGCCCCUGAGGCUGUCGAGGCGGUUGCUGAGCCUGCUGUGACGCCCGAAUCAGAGCAGCCUGUGAAGCAUGUUGGAGCUCAAGCAGAACAGAUCGCCGAUGAUAUCGUUGGGAAUACGGAAAACGAGCCAUCUUCGUCUCCCUCGUCCCCAAUUGCCGAUAGUACUGUCUCAAUCAAUGGUGCUGUCCAACAGGAUGCCCAGACGGAAGCUCCGCAGUCGACCCCUGAAGAUGGACCGUCCACGGAGCAUGAGGAUCCUAGUCUCGCCCCACCUUCAUUUAGUGUCGACAUCCCACUCGACGACAAGUCCUCGGGAGACCCACAGCAAGUUUCAGGGGACGUUCCAGAAACAAAUUCCGAAGUUGAGCCACUUUCACAGCCAACUGAGGAGCCUAUCUCUCCAGAGGUUCCUGAGUCGAUUCCCCUUCCUGCCACCCCCGCUAUCACCCCUCCAGACAGCGCCGGCACCCAGACCCCGACCGCCCCUGUCUCCGACGCCCUCGAUCCCAAUCCGGCUGACGAGCAGAGCCUUCACCCGAUCCCCGAGAAAACCGAAUAUCAGAGCCUGGAUCAGAGGCGCAAGGUGCACUUGGACCCCAUUCAAGUGCCUACCCCAGAGUACUCGGAUGACGACAAUCUGCUUUCCGACGAUGCGUUCAUGGAGGAAUUAACCUCGGCGACUGUCCAGGAGGCCAGACCGAUAUCCGUGAAAUCCCCCAACGCCCGCGAUCACGGCUGGAGGAGCUCCCGUGCCGUUUCGAGUCCUUACUCUAUGCGAUCCCCUUCGCCCAUGCAAGCUCUCGCAGUGGGCCGGUCGGUGUCUGGCUCCUACUCCGAGAGCGGACCUUCUACGCCGGUACUCAUGGCCAAGAAGAUCAACGUCUCCUCCGGCAUUCACAGCCGCAUCAAGGCCCUCGAGAAAUUCUCGAGUCGAGAAGGCACCCCCGUGGGCGCCAGCCCGGCCCUGAAUGCGCCGUCGACCGCCUCGUCUUUCGAGAACCUCCGCAAGCGCGCAUCUAUCUCGCUGCCUCGUGGACAUCAUGACCCCUCUUCGCCGGACGCCGCUCAAACCACCGAGGAUUACCAUGCGCCGAGUUCAAAUCGGCACGACCGUCGGGUGUCUGUGGAUACUCGUCAUUCCAACUCUGUUUCUGUGACGGCCCGUAUCGUGCGCGAUGCAGAUGUUUCCCCCGGCUCUUCAGGAGUUGAGCCUUCGGAAUCCGACGUUCUCAAUCUCCAGGCCAGUCCUUUGACCGUGGAACAUGAGACGAUCGAGGAGCCGUCCUCCCAAGUGUCUGCUACUGGACGUGCCACUCGUCCCCAGGACCGCAGCACAUCAAUAUCAUCUAAUGGAUCUAGCCGCCCGGCGUCGUCUCGCCCUGGAAGCCGCCCCGCUCCCCCAUCGCGCUCUAGGACUGAUGAGACCAUUCAAUCCGUUUCUUCAACAUCUGAAGAGAAGAAAUCCUCUCGUGCUUCACGGCUCAUGCGCCGCAUGUCUUCACUCACAUCCACAUCUCGCCGCAGCAUCAUCGGGGCCCUUAGCUCCCCAGUCAAGGAAGAGGAGUAUGCUCCCACGUUCACCAAGGGCUCUGGAAAGGCCCUAGGGUCUUCUAGUUCGCAAAUAGCCGAGCCCAUUGACAUCGGUGAGGUGAAUGUCCAGUUCCCGGAAACCCUUCUCUGGAAGCGCCGAGUCAUGCGCAUCGAUGAACAGGGAUACGUUGUGCUCGCACCUGGCACCACCGAUGCCACCGCGCGAAACAUGACAAAGCGCUACCAUCUCACUGAGUUCCGGACUCCCUGUCUCCCGGAGGAAGACAUGCAGGAAUUGCCCAACAGCAUUCUGCUUGACUUCUUGGACGGGAAUACGCUCCAAUGUGCCUGUGAAUCGCGCCAGGGACAAGCGUCUACACUCCAGACUCUCCUCAAAGCGCACAGCGCCUACCAACAAUAA
This is a messenger RNA of Penicillium bovifimosum, 3408 nucleotides long. RefSeq lists its product as uncharacterized. The record is from RefSeq and is a predicted model, not a curated record. The transcript is spliced from 4 exons. The coding region runs from base 1 to 3408 and encodes 1135 amino acids. NCBI's taxonomy places the organism in Eukaryota, Fungi, Ascomycota, Eurotiomycetes, Eurotiales, Aspergillaceae.